AUGCUGCUCAACCCGUGGGGCGAGCGCGAGAGGAGGUUCGGCGAGACCGUCAACGCCCUCUCGGAGACGCCCGUGCAGGGCUGGCCUGUGCAAGGGCCGAGGACCCUCCUCUGGUGCCUGUCCUUCAUGUCGACGAUGGCGGGUACGCCCACGGCGUGGCACCAGAGGUGGCUCACGUCGAUGGCGUUGCCCGACGAGGACGAGCACGCAAAGCUCCACGAGACUCUCUGCCGCGUCUUGGACCUCGCCGUCGUGUACGACCAGCUGCAGAUCGCCGAGAUGGCAUCGUUCGAGAUCGUCGCUCGCCAGCUCCAGCUCCUGGAGGAGCGGGUGUACGAGACGCGAUCGGCACCUCCGAGCGGCGCAGCCCCCAAGGCCAAGGCCGCGGCCAGAGGCGGCGCCGCAGCUGGGACCUCCAGCACGCCCGAGACCAGCCACUUCCUCGGCGCAGGCGUCUCCAAGGCCAACCUCUGCAUCUCGCCGAAGUUGCUGGAGUACAUCGCAGACCAGAUGAGGGCGGAGGCCGCCAUCAGCAAAGAGCGCCGCAAGGUUGGCAUGCUUGAGUGGGAGGUCGCCGAACGUCAGGCUACCUAUUCUACUGGCUUUUUCUUCGUCGAGAAGUCCAACGGCGUCAACCUGCGGCUCGUCUUCGACGCGCGGCCGUUCGUCUCCGUCAUGCCGAUGGGCUGGUCGUGGGCCCUCCACUUCUGCCAGUCCGCCCUGGCCGCGGCCAUCCUCGACUCGGGAAUCGACGAGAGCUCCAUGCUGGUGGACGGCGCUGCCAUCCCUCCGCUGCGGAAGGACUCCGACGUCAUCGGCGCGGGCUACGUAGACAACUUUGCCACCGUGUCCCUCGGCCCUGAUGUGGCCGCGACGGCCUGCCAGGCCAUGCGCGACGUGCUCGUGUCGAGGGGUCUGCCCGUCGACGAGUUCGCCCCCGCCGCCAAGCGCGUGGUCUUCACUGGCUUGGACAUCCUCGGCGACGUCGGCAUCGUCCGGUGUAAGAUCGACAGGCUCUGCCGGUUGCGUCAAGCCCUUCUUGGUCUACUUAGGCGUGGCUUUGCAUCGCCUCUGGCCUUGUCAGCAGUAGUGGGUCACUGUACGUGGGGUAUGAUCACCAAUAGACCCAUGCUGUCGAUCUUCAACUCGGUCUACCGCUUCAUGGGCCUGGACCCCCGAGUGGCCGUGCCGCUGUGGCCGUCGGUCAUCGCCGAGCUGCGCGCGGCAGCCGCCCUCAUACCGCUAUGGUGGGCUGACGUCAGAGCAGAGUGGUCGGCGACUACCUUCUGCAGCGACGCCUCCCCCUACGGCAUCGGGGUCUGCCGUAAGACCGUCGACCAGGAGGUCGCCGCGGCCGCUGGGCGCUUGUCUGAGAGAUGGCGCUAUCGGUUCUCCGACGCCGUGCACGCCCGUGCGCGCGCGCUCGGGAUCGAGCCUCGCACUGUGUUAGAAGCUGCCGUGAACAAAAAAUGCUUCGAAGAAUGCCGCCUCAGUCCGAGGCCUCCUAAGAUCCCUGGGGGCCCUCCGUCUACGGCAUCAUCGUUGCAUCGACCAGCUGACGCUGCUUCCCUCGACGGCUUCGACGAAAUUCCCGACUCGAUCACGGCUUUCGACGGCUGGGCCACGAUGCGCAGUUCGCGUCACUCGAGGUUCGGCUUGGACAUUAUGCGAUACGAGGCGGAGGCUCUCGGGUUUGCGAUGCGACACUCGGCUCGGUCUGGACGGCUUCGUCAUCAUCGCAUCUGGUUCACCGUUGACAAUUUGCCUCUAGCACUUGCCGCUGGCAAGGGCCGUUCUGGCGCCCGAGGCCUUCGCGACCCUCUGCGCCGUCUAUGCGCCCUGUCGGCGGCCUCGGGCAUCCGCCGCGCCAUUCGGUGGAUCCCCAGCGAGAGCAAUGCCGCGGACUCGCCGUCCAGGACAGGGGCCCUGUCGGUGCUGGAGUCGGCCGCCGUGUCGGACGCGACCAUGGCCAACUACUGGGGCGCCGCCAAGAAGUUCGAGGAGUGGUGCCGCUGGACGUCCCAGACGUUCUCCACGGCAGAGGAGGUCGAUGUCAUCCUAGUUACCUACUUCGUGAACCUCUUUCUGGACGGCUUCGACAGUGCCACGGGCCGUGUACUCAUGGCCGCUCUGAAGCACUACCUGCCCGCGAUCCUCGCUGGCAGGGCUCCGUGCCCACGGGCGGCUCGCGCCUUGACAGGCUGGCGGAAGCUCGUUCCCCCACGGAUGCGACUCCCUCUACCUCGAGCGGCGAUGGCGUCCAUCGUGGGCGUCCUGAUAUCGUGGAAGCUCUUCGGCAUGGCUGUGUUCAUCAGGCUGAUGUUCGACACCUACCUGAGGCCAAGCGAGGCAUGCCGCCUCACGGCGGGGAGCGUGAUACGACCUCGACCCGACGGCGCCCUGGGAUACGGCCACCGGGCCCUGAUCGUCAACGACGCCUGCCUCGACCGUCCUGGCAAGACAGGCGAGAUGGACGAGAGCGUGAUUGUCGACGACCCGACCAUCUGGCCGCUCCUGGAGGCCCUGGUGCACGACAAGGGCCCGAUCGACGGCCUUUGGACCUUCGCCCCCGACGAGGUGCGGAGCAUGUUCCGUCGAGCGGCAGCUGCCCUCGGUCUGGAGACCGAGUUGACUCUCUACUCGCUUCGUCAUGGGGGUGCGUCCGACGACCUGCUGUCGCUCAGGCGCACGAGGAAGGAGGUCAAGGACCGCGGCCGCUGGAGGACGGACCAGAGCCUCCUCCGCUACGCGAAGCGGGCCCGCAUGCAGCAGCGGAUCGCCAACCUAGGCCAGAACGUCGUCGACUUCGGCGAGCAGGUGGACAGGCAGAUGAACGACCUCAUCCUCCAGACCACGGCCUCGGGCGUCUUCCCGCUGCAGGUGCCGCUGGCCGUGACAAGCAGGUGCUGCCCUGCGCUGGUGCUCGGCAGCGACGGUGGUGCGGCCCGCGCCCUGCAGCGGUUGGGCUUCGGCGUCGUGCACCUCGACACGAGUCGCCACGCAGGCGACGACAUCACCGAUCCCGCAGCGGGGGCCUUCUGGGCCAGCCACCACGACUGCCGGGGGCAGCCGGCGGCCGACGCCAUUUGGGGCGCGCUGGCCGCCGCUGCGCCGCGCGGCCUGCCCGCGGCCGGGGAGUGCCCCGCUGGCUCCGCGGACGCGGCGGGGCCCAGCGGGCCGCCGCCAGAGGCGGCAGCGGGCGCGCUGGAGCGGUGCCCCUGGGGUGAGCUGGCGCGGGAGCUGCUGGCGUGGCAUGCGGUCGCCCCCCGCCGCGAGGGGUCCGAGCUGCCCUCCGGGUGCCCGCGCUACGUGGCCGCCGCUGCGGCCCUCGCUCUCACCUUCGGCGGCGUCCCAGUGACCCACCUGGGCGGCCUCGGCCUCCGCGCGCGGUGGGGGGCGCAGCGGCGGGAGGCGCAGCAGCUGUCCAGCACAGUGCCCCCCUCGCACGCUCCGCACGGUGGCUCAGCGCGCCCCUCCUGGCCGGCGCACCCCGUGAGCGGCGUGCACGGCGGUGUCCCACAGCGGUCUGGCACGCUGCUGCACCUGGCUGCGGCUUCGGACGCCGGCACGCCGCGCCGGGAUGGCUCGGUGUGCUCGGCGAGCAGCUCGGACGGCGGCGCCCCGCAGCCGGCCCGCACGGCACGCCCUGCGGACCGCGUGGGCGACGGUGCCUCCUGCCCGCUCCGCGCGGAGCACACAGCUGGCGGCGUGGACGCUGGCGUCACAGGGCCCACGCGCGCGGGGCACCCCCUGCGCCCGCCCCGCGCAGGGCGCGCAGGGCGCGCAGCGGGCGAGGCUGAUGGCACCAGCUCCUCGACGUGCUCCCCAGAUGCGGGCGGCGAGGGCGGCGGCGGCCCCAGCGCCUCGCGGCGGCCCCGGCCGGUGCCGCCACUCUUGCCUCUUGUGGGACGGGGCGGCGGGGCGGCAGGCUGCCCGAGCUGCCCCGCCCGCCGCCCGACCUCGACGGACGGCGGCACCUCGACGAGCGCCCGCCACGCGCGCCCAGAGGGCGGCGCCACGCGCUGGGCGCAGGCCGCGCGAGCGGCCGUCGGAGGCCCACAGUCCGCGCGGCAGCCGAGGCGGCCAGGCGGCGCACGGGCGGCGGCGGCGCCGGCCUCGGCCUCUCCGCCAGCGGCCGCAGACCGCGCGGAGGGCUCCAGGCGGCUGCGGUCCCUGGAGGAUCACGUGCUCGCCGCGUACGACGCGGUGCGAGGGGCGAACGCCCCUAAGCUUGUGUGGAGGACGACGGACAGCGAGUUGGACUACGAGCAGCUCCGCCCUGGCGAGUUCUUCAACCACUUCCGGAACAACAGGGCCCUCACCACCAAGGCCGGCUUGGCGAGCUGCCUGGCGCAGAGGGCCGGCUCGGGCGACUGGAGGAGGGUGGAGGCUUUCUUUCCCCGGUGCUACGACCUCGCGCAGCCGGCCGAGCGGGGAAGUUUCGUGCUGGACUUCCGCCGGGGCGCGGCGCUGAAAGUCGCACUGCUCCACCUUCGGCUGAGGUCGCGACAGCCAGCGGGUGCCGCCGCGGGCGGCGCUGCGCCCUCCGGCGGCUACCGCUGCAACUCGGACGUGCUUCGUGUGGUCGAGCGGGUCCUCCGCCGCUGGUGCCUUGAUCUGGACCCGGGCCACCUCGACGAGGAGGAGGACGACGGCGCACUGCUUGCGCAGCCGAGCGAGGGAGACUGGGACGCGCUCGUGCUGUACAGCCAGCUCGGGGAGGGGCAGCUCUUCGGCGAGGUCGGCGACGAGGGCCUCGUCAUCCACGCCAGCCGACGCUACCGCAUCGGCGGCGGGCUGGCGCCCGCUGAGCGCCAGGCCCGCCUGGCGCCGCCCGCCGCCCGGGUCGAAGACUGGCUGGAGUUCGAAGGCCACCAUUGGGGCUCGGCCGCGGCCGAGGUUGACGCGGGCCUGCAGGAGGUGGCGUCGCGGCUUGAGGGGCUCUUCGGGCAGUGGUCCCUGCAGGGCGGCUGGCUGGGCAGGAACGUGUGGAUCGUGAAGCCUGGGACGAGCUCCAAGGGCAGCGGCGUGGAGUGUAUGCACACUCUGCCCGAGCUCCUGCGCCACUGCGACAUGAUGCCAGGCAGGGUCGUGCAGAAGUACAUCUCGAGGCCGUUGGUGCUCUUCAGCGGGCGGAAGUUCGACAUCCGCCAGUGGGUCCUGGUGCGCUCCGUCCUGCCCCUGCGGGUCUUCUUCUUCAGCGAGUGCUACCUGCGCCUCUGCAACGGGAUGUACGACCUCGGGGACCUCCGCGACCGGGAGCGGCACAUCUCCAACUGGCAGGUCAACAAGCAUGGCAAGAACGUUGUGGACGGCGCCGUGGCCUCCCUCGCGGAGUUCCGCGAGCAGCUCGCCGAGAUUACCGGCGACAGCGCGUUCUGGGAGAGCCGUCUCGAGCCGCAGCUGCGCGACAUCGCCGUGGAGGUGUUGCGCGCGGGUCAGGAGGGGCUGGAGCACCGCGAUGACAGCUUCGAGCUGCUCGGCUUCGACUUCAUGGUCGACGAGGACAUGCGCGUCUGGCUCCUGGAGAUCAAUCUGAGCCCCGGCUGCGACAGCCGCACGCCGCUCCUGGCGGCCCUGCUGCAGCGGAUGUCGCGGCGGCUGGUGGAGAUCGCGGUGCUGGGCCGCGAGGACCCCGACGGCCAGGCCCCGGACUGGGUCAAGAUCUGCGACGACCAGCAGGCGCGCCCGGGGGACCGCGGCGCUGCCGAGCUGCCGCGGACGCAGGACCUGGCCGUGACGGGCCGCUCGCUGCGGGCGCCGCGCCCCGCCG
Messenger RNA from Prorocentrum cordatum, 5773 nucleotides. The record is from the annotation of a GenBank genome assembly. Lineage: Eukaryota; Dinophyceae; Prorocentrales; Prorocentraceae.